Messenger RNA from Haliotis rubra (blacklip abalone), 2590 nucleotides. Its product is annotated as serine/threonine-protein phosphatase 6 regulatory ankyrin repeat subunit C-like. Lineage: Eukaryota; Metazoa; Mollusca; Gastropoda; Lepetellida; Haliotidae. The coding region runs from base 269 to 1450 and encodes 393 amino acids. Gene Ontology annotation, biological process: intracellular signal transduction. The transcript is spliced from 4 exons. The record is from RefSeq and is a predicted model, not a curated record. Gene Ontology annotation, molecular function: protein binding.
UUGGCACCAUACCGAGCUACUGCGUUCUGACCUUUUAGCUUGCUGUCAGUUGGCAAACUCUACGCAGACAAGCACAAUGUCUAGGUGAACCGAAGUGGGUCCAGUAUUUCAGCAACUUCCUGUCAGAGAUGUCCCAGCAAGAUGCGUUCCAGUGACUUCAUAGCUAUAGACGAGUUCAACAACAUCAUCUUCCUCCUCCAGGAACAUUCCAAGAACUGUUACAGGCUCUCCCAACAGCAGUGGCCAGUCUAAUGUGCUGGCCACUGUGAUGGAUGGUAACUUGAGCAUUUUACGUGUGAUGCUGCAGACUCCACAGGCUCUGAAACAGACAGACCUUAAUCGAAGCAUCAUCUAUUCUGCUAAACAUGGGCUUCUUGAGUGUGCAUCUUAUCUUGUUGAUGCAGGUGCAGAUGUUGAGUGGGAGGAUGCAAGCGGUAACCAACCCUUACAUCAUAGUGUAGCUGCCAAUCAAGUUGAAAUGACCAAGUUUUUGCUGGAAUCAAGUGCAAGCCCUAAUGUUAUUGGAUUAUCUAGAUGUUAUCCUUUGCAUAUAGCAGCCAAAACCAACAUGACAGAAUGCAUGGAACACCUUGUUAAUCACAAAGCUCAUCUAAAUGCAAGAGAUUCUGCAGGGCAAACUCCUUUGAUUGUUGCUACUCGUGAACGCCGCUUCAGUGCUGUGAAGUAUCUCAUCGCAAAAAAAUGUAACAUCGACUGUCAAGACAAGAGUGGCCGUACAGCACUUCAUUAUGCCAGCCAAAAUGGUACAGGUGUGGACAUACUGUUGGCAGCUGGUGCAAAUCCCAAUGUGUGUGAUAUAAACAACUGCACUCCUCUACUACUUGCAUCAACAGAAGGCUUCUCUCAUGUUGUAAAGUUGCUUUGUCAAGCCAACUGUAACCCAAAUAUUGCCAAUGACUCGGUGAAAAAAACGCCUUUGCACAUUCUGUCAUUCAAAGGGCAUUCAGACUGCAUCAAUGACCUCCUGUUAGCUGGUGCUGAUAUAAACUUGCUAGAUAGUGAAUUUCACACUCCCCUGUGGUAUGCAGUAUCCAACUGGCGUCUGGAAGUUGUGAAGUUGCUCCUGAAAGCGAAUAGUCAGGUAGAUACUUAUCAGUGCCAGAAAGGUAUUCCAGAAGAUAGCUGUCCAGUUCAACUGGCAAUAACAAAAGGCAACACUGCUGUCCUCAAAAUGUUUAUUGUCUCGGGCUUUGAUACAUUGCACCUUCGAGAGAAUUUGCCAUCGUCAGACUUACCUAUUGAUCUACUCACUGACCUCAGUUUUUGGCUACAAAAGGUUCAACAAACCAUGACACUGAAACAGCUAUGCAGACGUUGGAUCAGACACCAUCAUGGAAUUCGACUAUUUCAUGACCUUAGUUUGAUGCCCAUACCACAGGGCCUUCGUGACUUCCUACUGUUGAAGGAGCUGGAUGACAUUCAUAUAUAACAAUCAGUUCCUUCAGCAAACAUUGUUAUCCUGGCAUUUUGAGUGAGUGAGUUAAAAUUUAUUGUCACACCUGGCAUUUUGGGCUUUCUAUCGGAUAACGGUAAACUAUUUUGUUAACAAAAAAAUAUUAUUUGUUAAUAUCAUUCCGCCUACCUUCUGCAUGUCAUAACGGUAACCUGCCAUUACAGUCGAUGCAAUCUCAAAGUCUUACAGGACGUGACGUCACAUGUUUUCGAUCCUUUGGUUGGCUGUAUAUUUUUAGCAAUGUUGUAAUAGUAGAACAUGCCCGUUGGAAACAAAACACCAACGGAUGUAGAUUUCCCAUUCAAUUCAUCAUGUAGAGUAGCAUAUGAUACAGAAAGUCGUAGUAGUAGCAUUAAUGAUCCCUGAAUUAAAAUUAAUCUUUUGUGGGUCUUUGAUUGAUGCUUACUCAUGGAAACUUGAGUAGUAUACUGAUGUCAGACCGAUAGCUGGGAUCAGCUUGUUGACAUUUGGACUGCUCAUGGAUUUUCUCGCAUUCUCACACUAUAAACAGGAACCGUUAUGGCGGAUCGAAAACAUAUGACGAUCGGAAACGUAAGACAAUAUGAGAUAGUACAGUCAACCUUCGUUUUAAAGAUGGAUUUGUAAAAAGAAUUAUUUUGGAGUCCCAAGUUUCCAAAAUAAACAUAAUAUUCCCCUGGUAACUCAAACAGUUCAAAAGUAAAAAACAUUAUCAGUCCUGUUUGGUAUUUUAGAAAUUCCCUGUAUUGGUUGUCUUGAUCUGUGUAAGUGAAACUUUUCGCCAAGUUUAGACUGUGUGUGAGUCUAAGAAUGGAGUAAAAUGAUGUCCCCCAUAUGUUUGUUUUUUUCAAAACUGUUUAGUGAAUAGUUAUAAGACUAAAUUUAUGCAAAAUAUCCAAAUGUGAGUAUUGAAUUUUACAUUUUUCCAGCAUUGUCACGUUCAUUGAGUUUUGAAAAAAAAACUUGUAUAGAAUCUAUUUAAGACAGGGAUACUUUGGCAUGUUGAAUUCCAUUUUGUGUUCUAAACCAAUAGAAAGCUCUUAUAGCAUUUGCCUUGUAGUUGAAAGUCCCUUAAUACUUCAUGUGCUAUUACAUUUGGAAGAAUUCUUAAUAAAUCAUAGGUAAGUCAUCGCAGUG